Aphanomyces astaci is the source of this 468-nucleotide messenger RNA. RefSeq lists its product as hypothetical. The transcript has 2 exons. NCBI's taxonomy places the organism in Eukaryota, Oomycota, Saprolegniomycetes, Saprolegniales, Verrucalvaceae. The record is from RefSeq and is a predicted model, not a curated record. Gene Ontology annotation, molecular function: nucleic acid binding. The coding region runs from base 1 to 468 and encodes 155 amino acids.
AUGCUACGGGACAUCUACGUUCAGCAAAUGUGCGCGGCAACCCAACAUGUUAAUCCUCGGGAUCGACGAACAAUUGUAUACUCAGACGAAAGUUUUAUUCACCACCAUUACAACAAAAGUGACAUGUCCCUCUACGACCCAUCAGACGACCUGGACAGCCAACCAAAAGCGAAGCACAAAGGGAAGCGAUACUGCUUCAUUGGUGCCAUUGUAGAUGACGGGGAGUCCAACUCAAGACAGUACCAGGACGACACGACAUUCCAUGACGUUGGGCAGCGCUUGGACACAGCUUGUGCCAGCUUGACAUCACAUGCGAUAUUUGGCUGUAUCGGGAAGGCUGAGCAUGGCCUGUUGGACCUACACAAACACGUAUCAAUCAUCGAUGACGACAACUACGAAGAGGAGUGCCAUUCAGACGGCAACGAAUCUGACGGCUCCGUGUCCAGCUCUUCCUCACAGUCGGAAUGA